AUGAUGGAAGUCGCAUCUGCUGUUCGCCUGCCCUCGCCUGAGCCGGACCUCGAGACACAGGACCAACCGCGCAAACGCGAGCGCUCGCCAUUCGAUGGGCCGAGCCAUGGGCCGCCCAAGAGGAGCAGGAGGGACGAGCAAAGCGACGAUGAGGGUCGAGCCGGGCGGGGAAGAGAGAAUGGACGGCGACGACACGACGACAACGACGACGACGACGAGGAAGGAGGGCCAUCGCGUCGUCCACCCCCCAAGCCCACGACGGCCGAUCUUCCAGCCGACGACUCGCGCAUGAAGCUCUUCCAGAAUGCCUUUAGCUCGAAUCGCAAGCUCCCUGUCGAUGACUCCAAGACACGUGCGGGAGGCGCAUAUAUUCCUCCAGCGCGCCUGCGCGAAAUGCAGAAGCAGAUCACGGACAAGAAGUCGGCAGAGUUCCAGCGUAUGGCUUGGGAAGCGCUGAAGAAGUCGAUCCAGGGUCUGAUCAACAAGACCAAUACGGCCAACAUUAAGAUGAUCGUGCCCGAGCUGUUCAGUGAGAAUCUUGUUCGUGGCCGGGGUUUGUUCUGCAGGUCCAUCAUGAAGGCGCAAGCUGCCAGUCUGCCUUUCACGCCCAUCUAUGCUGCUAUGGUCGCGAUUGUAAAUACGAAGUUGCCGCAGGUCGGCGAUCUACUGACGCGCCGGCUGAUUGUGCAGUUCCGCAAAAGCUUCAGGAGGAACGACAAGGCUGUAUGUUUGGCGAGCACCAUGUUCUUGUCGCACCUCGUCAACACCCAAGUCUUGCACGAGGUUCUGAUUGCCGAGAUCCUUCUGCUCUUGCUCAACAAACCUUCCGACGACUCGGUAGAAAUUGCUGUUGGCAUCAUGAAAGAGGUUGGCGCUUUCCUCGAUGACAUGAACCCAGCCAUCGCGAAUGCCAUUUUCGACCAGAUGCGUAACAUUCUUCACGAAGCCGACAUCGACAAGCGGACGCAGUAUAUGAUCGAGGUGCUUUUCGAGGUCAGACGGACAAAGUACAAGGAUAACCCAGCUGUCAGGGAAGACCUGGAUCUAGUGGAAGAGGAGGAUCAAAUCACCCACAGGCAUACGUUGGAAGAUGAUCUAAAGGUCGAAGACGGUCUCAACAUCUUCAAGUUCGAUCCUGAUUACGAAGAACAUGAAGCAGAGUACCAAAAAAUCAAGGCUGAGAUUUUGGGAGAAGAGGAGGGUAGCGAUGACGAUGGAUACACGGAUGCCUCAUCAGAGGACGAGGAGGAUGAGGAAGAGAAAGCCAUGGAUGUCAAGGAUCAGACCAACGCCGACCUAGUCGCUCUGCGCCGCACAAUCUAUCUCACCAUCAAGAGCAGCGGCGGUUUCGAAGAGUGUUGCCACAAGCUCAUGCGUAUCAACCUCCCUCACGGCCUCGAAAGCGAGCUCACAACCAUGAUUGUCGAAUGUGCCAGCCAAGAACGUACCUACGAGAAAUUCUACGGCAUGAUCGGCGAGCGCUUUUGCAAAAUCAACCGCAUGUGGACCGAUCUCUUCGAAGAGGGCUUCGCACACUACUACGAAACCAUCCACCGUUUCGAGACCAAUCGCAUCCGCAUCAUCGCCCAAUUUUUCGCCCACCUCCUCGCCUCCGACGGUAUAAACUGGCACGUCUUCCAAGUCAUCAAGCUCAACGAGGAAGACACCACCUCCAGUUCCCGCAUCUUCAUCAAGAUCCUGUUCGAGGAGCUACUUGCCUCGUUGGGACAAAAGGCGGUUGUAGAACGCUUCAAAGACCCCAUGCUCCAAGAGUCUCUCACAGGCGUCUUCCCCACCGACGCAGACGACCAGUCCAAAACUCGCUUCUCCAUCAACUUCUUCACUGCCAUUGGCAUGGGCGUGCUCACAGAGGGCAUGCGCGAGUGGCUCAAGAACAGUGCGCCCAAGCCCAAGCCCUUGCCCGAACCGGAAAGCGACUCCGAAGAUUCAAGAAGCGUGUCGUCACGCUCAUCCUACACAUCGAGUUCCUACUCGCGCUCUCGAUCACGUACGCGCUCUCUUUCACGAAGCCCCGUCCGCAGACGGCGCGACUCGCGUUCAAGUUCAAGAGGACGAUCGUACACGCGCAGUCCUUCACCAGUGCGGCGCCGGGUUCGUGACCGCAGCGAUACCUAUUCCGCAUCUCGCUCUCGCUCUCGCACACGCUCGCGCUCCCCCGCACCCCGUAAAAUCGCAUCCCGACGCGCUCGCUCCUACUCCUCCAGUCGAUCCCGGUCCCCCGCCCCGCCAAAACGCCGUGCACGCAGCCCAAGCGAUUCGCUCUCGCGCUCGCGCUCGCGUUCUCCGCCGCCGAAACACAGAGUGCGUAGUCUGUCCCGCUCGGUGUCGAGAUCGAGAUCGCGGUCUAGGUCUAGGUCUGCGCUGCCGCCGAGACGCAGGAGGUACUCGAGUAGUGUGUCUCGCGAGCGUAGUCCGCCAAGGAAGAGGCGGGGAAGUAGUAGUAGUCCGCCGGCGAGGGGGGACAAGGGUAAGGGGAGGGCGAGGGAGAGGAGUUAUAGUCCUGACGGGAGGAGUCCGGUGAGGAGGGGAAGGAGGGAUUGA
Plenodomus lingam JN3 is the source of this 2562-nucleotide messenger RNA. It is a transcript of the gene CWC22, whose product is annotated as pre-mRNA-splicing factor cwc22. The record is from RefSeq and is a predicted model, not a curated record. NCBI's taxonomy places the organism in Eukaryota, Fungi, Ascomycota, Dothideomycetes, Pleosporales, Leptosphaeriaceae. Gene Ontology annotation, cellular component: catalytic step 2 spliceosome. Gene Ontology annotation, biological process: mRNA splicing, via spliceosome. Gene Ontology annotation, molecular function: RNA binding; protein binding.